AUGGCUUUAGAACAACCUUCUAAUAUUAAACCCUGCCAAAUGAAAAAAACGGGAAAAUUCAACUUAAAUAUAUUACUACAUUCAUCAUUAAAAGAUCACGAUGAAACGUGUAACCCCUUUGGUAGUGGCUUUAAGAUCUUCCUGCACAACCCGGCUGACCUGCCUCACUCGUCCGUUCACUCGUACGCCGCACUGCCCCGCCAGCUGUCCAGCCUGGCGCUCACCUUCCACUCGACCACAACCUCGCACAACCUCCGGAAGUACCACCCUGAAGUACGUCAGUGCUACUUCCAAAGCGAGCGAUUUUUGAGGUACUUCCACAUUUACACACAAAACAACUGCAUGCUGGAGUGUCGCGCCAACUACACCUUCCACCGCUGCGAGUGUGUGCCGUUCUACCUGCCGUAUAAAAACAGCGACAACGUAUGUACUGAGUACGAUUCAGAUUGCAUCACGAUAGCAAUACAAGAGCUAGGAGAGAGAGAGAUGCGAGCUAGCCUCGGCCUCGAGAAGGAGGCGUGCCGCUGCCUGCCCGCCUGCAACAGUGUCACCUACGAGGCGGAAAUACUCAAGACUGAGUACAACUUCAAGAACUACAUCAAAAACUUGUACAAACUAAUCAAUGUGACGUACCUCGAAGGAAACGAUAGCGUAGAGUACUCAGUCAUAGAGGUGUACUACAAGCAGGAGCGGUUCCCGUCGAUCCGGCGCUCGGAGCUUUUCGGCGUGACGGACGUGGUGGCCAACUGCGGCGGGCUGCUCGGCCUCUUCCUCGGCUUCUCCUUCCUCAGCCUCGUCGAGAUCGUUUACUUCACCACUUUGAGGUUAUUCUGCCAGAUUCGUAGAAGAAAACAGCUGAAGCAAGAAAAGUAAUGAAAGCUUGUUAUACUUAUUACAUGGCACUUUGUCAAACUGUUCUAGGCUAUUGCAUCACCUGCUGGGGUGGUUCAUCCAAAACGUACAUGUUGGCUAUAGAAAGAGCACAGCGAUCAAUUCUUAAAGUUAUGAAGAACAAGACCAAAAGAUAUCCCACCUCUCAAGUAUAUACUGAAUGCCACCUUCUAACCGUCAGACAAUUGUUCAUAUUUCGUACAUCCUAACAGACUCACCGUGAUACAAUUCCCGUUCAUGCCACAAAUACAUGCUUUGCACAAAGAUUCCCUGAGUUUCACCGACCACACAUUUACAACAUAGCAACGAAAGUCUGCAAAGUUAAAGAUGCAACUAUAAAAGAAGCCAAACUUCAAUUAAAAAUAUGGCUUACCAAGUUAAAAAAAGAAGAAACUAUAACUAAAAAUAUAUAAUUUUUAGUCUUUGAUAAUGUUAAAGCCACUAAAUUUCAGUUGUAUGGCUGUAUGUAUUGCCACUUGCCGAGAAUCUUUGAACACUUUCUGUCUAAUCUGCCUACUGUCCCCAGGAUACGGGUUUUACCUAGUGUAGGGGACACCGAUAAUAUUUACCUGUUAAUAGAACAAGCUGUUUCAUAAUUAUAUUAUAAAAAACACUGUGGAGACUAAAAUUGUUGUGGUCUCUGACGCCAAAAGUGCUUUACAACACUUGGCUCGCUGUACCUCGAACUAUCGAGGAACAACGAUAGCUUAUAGUACCUUGGCAGCUCUUUUGGAGUUAGAAAGUAUGGGCAAAUAUAUUACAUUUCAAUAGGUCCCAUCUCACGUUGGUGUUUAAUGCAAUGAAGUGGUGAAUAAAUUAGCUGGUGAGGCCUCAAUGGAUGGUGAAGUUCUCGAUUGCCUUCCUAUCUUUACUGAUAUGUUCCCUAUCAUUAGAACAGCAGGUUACUCUUAAUGGAAAAAAAUACUUUGAUAAGCGCUCAUUUGAGAAAGGAGUUACGUAAAAAACCAUUCAGCAGUCCUCUUAGCAGUCCCUGGUUCGGGAGAAGCGUACAUUCUGGAACAGAUAUUGUGAUAUCUCUGCGACUCAUGAAACUCUCUUUGGCAUGAAAUCUAGAAGAUAAAGGCUGAUUUAGACAGAGUCAGUAACUGGCGCCGAAAUCGAGACAAGUCUGUGCUGACCUGAAAAAAACCCGUGUAUAUUGAUUUCAAGUCAGUAAAGUACUAAAGUAGCGGCAAGUCAGCGCUGACUUGUGAAUUCCCAUAUAUAUUUAUUUUGAAGAACACACAGACAGCUGUAAGCCCUAUUUUAAGAAAUUCAAAAUUUUAACUUUGCCAUGUCUUUAUAUUUACGAAGUAGGUGUAUUUGUAAAAUCAAAUCCAAAGCUCUUCUUGAAGGCAUCAGAAGUACAUCACUGCAGUCGGAUACGUUCGCUACAUAGGAACAGGCUAUGCACUCAAACCUCAAAGACAGCCUUAAUGAAUAAAAGUGUUUUUUGCAUGUCACCGCUUAUCUACAAUAAAAUACCAAAUUGUAUUAGAGACCUAGACAUAAAAAUAUUUAAGAAAAGAUUAUGUGAAUUAUUAAUAGCUAAGUGCUAUUACACAAUAACCGACUUUUUUGACGACAGAACACUAUAAUAAAUGACAUUUCUAACAUAAUUAAUAUUAUCUUGUAUGUAUUUGUAUACCUACCUGACUAAUUUAAAUUUCAAUGUACUUAUAAAAUAUGUAAUUAAUUGAUUUGUGUAUUUGCAUGCAUUUUUGUUAUUUAGCAUGAGCCAUUGAGCAAUUCAAUAUGUUCGUAUGCUUAAUGAAUAAGCAGUACAUGGAAUGUACCUACUGAUAAUUGUAUUAGAUCUGAAUUUACCUGUGUACACGAAUAAACGAUUUGAGUUUGAGUUUGAAGGCAGUUGGGUCAUCGUUACAAUUAUAUACGAUUACAAUUCGUUACACCGCCACUGCUCUUUUAGCUUAAUUUAACAUAUUGUUUGUAAAAUAACUUUAUUCUGCUCCUGCGAGGGCUACUUGCAUUGUCCUCUAAAAUAAAUAAAUAAGAUAACAAAUAGAAUAACUUGUAAUAGGUACUUGCUUAUAGAAUAAUUCUGUUUAAGCACCUAACUUUUAUGCUAAUUAAUUUAACUCACUGAAUAAAAAGU
Plutella xylostella (diamondback moth) is the source of this 3007-nucleotide messenger RNA. The record is from RefSeq and is a predicted model, not a curated record. NCBI's taxonomy places the organism in Eukaryota, Metazoa, Arthropoda, Insecta, Lepidoptera, Plutellidae.